Molecule: messenger RNA, 2382 nt
Organism: Aspergillus ochraceoroseus IBT 24754
Lineage: Eukaryota; Fungi; Ascomycota; Eurotiomycetes; Eurotiales; Aspergillaceae
Product: putative C6 transcription factor
Exons: 5
Coding region: 1-2382 (793 amino acids)
Biological process (GO): regulation of transcription by RNA polymerase II; DNA-templated transcription
Cellular component (GO): nucleus
Molecular function (GO): RNA polymerase II cis-regulatory region sequence-specific DNA binding; DNA-binding transcription activator activity, RNA polymerase II-specific; zinc ion binding
Source: RefSeq, a predicted model, not a curated record
AUGGCAGACGUUCAGUCCUCGCAGCAACUACAUCAGCAUCGCAUCCGGAAGAGGCGGAGACGCACCAUCGCAUGUUCCCAGUGCCGGAGCAGGAAACUGCGUUGCGAUCGGGAGUAUCCAACCUGUGGGCGGUGUCUGAAGAGCAAGACGCCCACCAAAUGUUGCUACGAAGAUGGCUUUCUAUGGCAGCAACCAAGUACGGUGGCUUCCUCUGCUGUCCCCGAACCAGCGCCGACCGGAACUGCACCGACGCACCAGGUUGAUCGCCCGGUUGCGCACCCGACCCCAGACUCGGGGAUAAGCAGGGCAUCGGCUCGGCCUCAAGGGUUGAAGUGCGCGGAUGCACGCCCACUCGAGGAAAAGCGGGAUCGCUUCUUGGAAACCGUCCUAGGGCCCCCCAAAGCCGCCGUCAAUCAGGAUUGUCUAAAUAGCACGGAGCUGUUGCGUCGCCACAGGCACCAUUCAGUUCAUAAUCCGGACUCGCGUCCCAACUCGCUAGAUGGUGAUGAUGAGGAAUAUAGUCCAGUGUCUCCGUCGCAGCCACUAGCCCUUACCCCUAGGAUUAUGAUGAGAGGUCGAGAAACCAAGACCCGGUAUAAUGGCUCCGGGGUCUUCGCAAAUCUUAUUGCACAGUUUCCGGACCUUAGAUCAUUCGCAGAGGAAGUUCAGGUUUCUAACCCCCAUCUCUCUGCACUCCGUCCUGAUCUAACGAGGGUGACUCGGGGCCUUUGGAAAAAUCACCCUCUGAGUGCGCCGGUCCCUGACCCGGAUACAGCUGUAUUGCUCGCCUUACUCCCUUGUCGACCGGUUGUGGAUGAAUUGGUGGCUUUAUUUCUCACGCAUGUUGAGUCCACCCAUCGGAUUCUUCACGUGCCUUCCUUCCGGAGGGAAUUGGAUGAGUUCUGGGCCCAGAAGUCCAGCUUGGACCUUGUUGGCCCGACAUUUGUAGUCCAGCUACUUCUGAUUCUUGCAUGUGCUUGGAAUUUGGCGGAUCCCAGUGUCCUCGAACGCAAGAACGGGUCUAUGCUCAAAUGCUUCACCGCGAUAGAAUGGAUCUUGUGUGCAGAAAAGUGGAUCGAGAACGCGAGCAUAAAACGGUCGGAUAUUACGGUUCUCCGCUUACACGUUCUUUUAAUCAUCGCGCAAAAUAGCUUUGGGAUGAAACGCAGCAAGGCCUGGAUCUCUACGUCAACGCUGGUGAAACAAGCCAUGUUGGCUGGGUACCACCGAGACCCGAACGUGUACACCAAGAUCUCUCCGUUCAACAAGGAGAUGCGGCGGCGCGUAUGGGCCACCAUUGUGGAGUUGGAUCUUCAGGUGUCCUUUGAGCGGGGGAUGCCACCGUCUUUGCAAGAGUCAGACUAUGACACGGCGCCGCCUUCGAAUAUUAAUGACAAUGAGCUCCAGCCCAACAGCGAGGCGCUUCCUCCCGCGCGACCACUGGAUGGUGAAAUCACCGAUAGUUCGUUCCAGGCGGUUCUCUCCCAGUCCCUUCCGCUACGACUCAAAGCCUGUGCUUUGAUGCAUUCUCCACGGAUCCGAUGUCGGUACGAAGAGAUCAUGCGCCUGGAUUGGGAGCUCAACCGGCGUCUCGCGAGGAUACCGCCGUGGCCGAUCGCUGAACACGGCGAUGCGUCGAUUGGGGACAAAGUGGCUUUAAUGAAAGCUAUGCUAGAGAACAAAAUAGGGCUGAGCCUUUUGUCGAUCCACACCCCAUUUGCAAUCGAGGCCGCCCGGGACACCCUUUUUGCCCCGUCUGCGCGGAGUCGUCUGGAGGUGGUCACGAUGAUGCUGUCGACGCAACGACGACUUCAUGAGAGAUCGCGAUCGCUAUCGCUCUACAAUCUUGGGGAUUGGACUGUGCAAGCUUACUGUUCCAUUUGCCAGCUACUUCACGAAGAGACGGUCAGUCGGGGGGCUUAUUCGACGUCUCUCAUUCACACCCUUCCAGGACUCCCCGAGUCCUUGAUAUCUUUGGUGGAAGUUGCUCUCACCUGUUUUGAAGCACGGCAACUUCUCGUCAUCAAGGGCGCCAAAGAGUACUUUUUCAUGUCCACGAUCCUGGCUCUCGUUAAGAGCAAACUAUGGCCCAACCAGGCAGCGGUUUACAAGCAGGAAGUGGUGGAGCGAGUGAUUUCGUUCGCGCAGACACUUUUUACACGACACUCCAGCUGUGCGCAUCUUGGGGAAUGGGGGAUGGGGAGUUUCAAAACAAAUCAAGUCCCGAACUUGAAUACCGGGCAUGGAGCAACGCAGCAGCCCUUGGUCCCUGAAUUUAGUGUUCCACUGCCGGAGGAUCUUGGACUGAUGGCCUCUGGAGAAUUGGAUCCUUUCUUGGAUGCCUUUGAUUGGGGGGAGUUGACGAGCCUUAUAUUUGAGUAG